Messenger RNA from Ornithorhynchus anatinus (platypus), 2261 nucleotides. RefSeq names its product Wnt family member 2 (gene WNT2). Gene Ontology annotation, cellular component: extracellular region. The record is from RefSeq and is marked inferred. Gene Ontology annotation, molecular function: frizzled binding; cytokine activity. Gene Ontology annotation, biological process: cell fate commitment; canonical Wnt signaling pathway; neuron differentiation. Lineage: Eukaryota; Metazoa; Chordata; Mammalia; Monotremata; Ornithorhynchidae.
CGCGGGGCGGUCGGUCCCGCUGCCAGGCGGCGCGGAGCCUGCGGAGGGUGGGAGCCGAUCGUCCCCGCGCUGCCCCUCCCGGGCCCUGGGGGCGGCCGGCCGGCCGGUCGGCUGUCUGUCUGUCUGUCUGUCUGUCUGUCUGUCUGUCGGGGGCCGAGGUCACCUCCCCCCAACCCCCCCCCGGAGCCUGAGGAGCCUGAGCCUCUCCCGUCCAGAGUCGUCCGGGGAGCCCCGGCGCUGCCCGCCUGCCGGUCCUCCUCCUCCUGGGGGUCCUCCCGGCCCCCGGGCCGCGCGUCUGACCCGAUGUGCGGGUCCGGGGGGUGACUAUGAACGCCUCUGUCCUCGGCCUCUGCCUCUCGGGCCCCCUGGUCCUCCUCCUGGCCUGGCUGGCGCCGCCCGUCACCUCUUCAUGGUGGUACAUGAGAGCGGCGGGCUCCUCGAGGGUGAUGUGUGACAACGUGCCAGGCCUGGUCAGCCGCCAGCGGCAGCUGUGCCACCGGCACCCGGAGGUCAUGCGCUCCAUCGGCCUGGGCAUCGCCGAGUGGACAGCGGAGUGUCAGCACCAGUUCCGCCAACACCGAUGGAACUGCAACACCUUGGAUCGGGACCACAGCCUGUUCGGCCGAGUCUUGCUGCGCAGUAGCCGGGAGGCUGCUUUCGUCUAUGCCAUCUCCUCUGCCGGAGUUGUCUUUGCCAUCACCCGGGCCUGCAGCCAAGGGGAGCUCAAGUCCUGUUCCUGUGACCCCAAGAAGAAAGGCUCUGCCAAGGACAGCAAGGGCACUUUCGACUGGGGCGGAUGCAGCGAUAACAUUGACUAUGGCAUCAAGUUCGCCCGUGCGUUUGUGGACGCCAAGGAGAGGAAAGGAAAAGAUGCCAGAGCCCUAAUGAAUCUUCACAACAACCGUGCAGGAAGAAAGGCCGUCAAGCGGUUCCUGAAGCAAGAGUGUAAAUGCCAUGGGGUGAGUGGAUCCUGUACUCUGAGGACCUGUUGGCUCGCCAUGGCGGACUUUAGGAAAACAGGAGAUUAUCUGUGGAGAAAAUACAACGGGGCCAUUCAGGUGGUCAUGAAUCAAGAUGGGACCGGCUUCACCGUGGCAAACAAGAGGUUCAAGAAACCAACCAAAAAUGACUUAGUGUAUUUUGAGAACUCUCCAGACUACUGUAUCAAGGACCGGGAUGCAGGCUCCCUAGGGACGGCGGGCCGGGUGUGCAACCUGACGUCCCGCGGCAUGGACAGCUGCGAGGUCAUGUGCUGCGGGAGGGGCUACGACACGGCCCGCGUCACCAGGAUGACCAAGUGCGAGUGCAAGUUCCACUGGUGCUGCGCCGUCCGCUGCCAGGACUGCCUGGAAGCCCUCGACGUGCACACGUGCAAAGCCCCCAGCAGCGCCAGCGAGGGCGCCCCCACAUGACAGCCUCGGGCCCCGCCUGCGGACACACUGGACUCCUCGCUUCCCUCCAGGCCGUCUCUCCCCAGGCGUGCGGUGGACUCGGACCCGGCCCGCCGCUGCCCGCUCCCCUGCUGGACACCGACCUGCCAUAGUCGCUCUCAUCCGCGUCCCCUCCGACGGACGGUCCAAGGCUGGAACUCCUCUGGGGGCCGAGCUGGGGGAUGAUGGGAUUCGGAGCCGACAUCUCUCCCCGUCUGGCUUCCCCAACCCCACGGAGGGAGCCUCGGCACCACGGAGAGGACCAUUCGGUGCGAGCGAGCCUCCCCGCCUCCCCCGCCGUUCACCGCUACAUGGUUUUGUCCCAUCUCACGCAUGCCUCCUCGAAGAGGGAGAGAGAAGAGAGCAGUACCUUGCGGAGAACUACCGACUGGCUCUCUGAAAGCCCACCAGUUUUCUGUCUCAUCGGGGGAUUUUCGCAAAAACCAGAACCAACCACUAAUUGGUAAUUGCCCAGAUAGGAUGGGUUGGGAUAAACCCGGGGUUGGAAAAAUGAGCCUUUCCGGUGGAAAUCGCAUGCGAUGUUAACAUCUGAUGCAAUGAGGUGGGGUAAAUGUAUGCCCUGGUUCGGUUGCCUGGUGAAUCCUAACUAGUGGCUGUUGUCCGUGGAUUUGGAGGAAUAUCGAAAUGCCUUGGACACAAGGAAUUGUUCUUUCAGGUUUAAAGCACCUAAACGUGGAGACCUCCGAGGGGAUUUUCAAAGCAGUGUCUACCGUACUCCGGUUAAGGUAACCGUGGAGCAAGAGAAUUUGGAAGACGGGGUGGCGGUUCUGGGCAGAAGAGCAGAAGAACGGGGAUCGGUGUCUACUUCAG